AUAGCGUCCGAUACCCCUGAAGCCAACCUAAGUGGCUGGAGGAAUUUUUGUGUGUACUGUGCAUAGAAUGUACUCUGGCACCGUACAGAUGCACUUCUUUUUGCUUUCCAAGAAACCUAUUAUGCGCAAAUUAAAUAAAUCCAGGAAGAACCAAUAACUAUGGGAAAACAGCUUCAAAAAUAUAUAUCCCCGUCUCCUUGUCACAAUCACUUUGCCAACAGCUUAAGCAAACACAAAACAAAACAAAAACAGGAAUAAUCAUGUCAAUAAUAUAUACACUAUUUCCAUCAAAACAUGAUCCCCGCCCCUUAAAAAUAUAUGGAGUGAGUGAUGAUGAUGACACAUGUAAGCAAUUUCCAUUGUGCAUGCCCUGGGGAGUUCCAAGACUGGUCUAUGAAAGAAGGUGAGCUUUCCAUUUACGUUUCAGUUUACAAAAGGGAUGCAAGACGAAUAUGGAGAAGCAUUUGUUUUGAAACACAGAAUCUCCCAAUACGGAGAGCCUAGGGCUGAAAAUCUAAGCACACUUACCUGGGAGUAGGGCUGGGCGAUAUAUCAAUAUAUUGUCCCAACCGGUUUGAAGUUCAUAUUGUGAUACUGGAUUCACGAUUUUUGACCAGGUGUAUAUUGUGAACCAUGAUGUGUGUUAGGGCUGAGAGAUGUCUGGCUUUCAACAUUAUGAUAUAUCACCAGCUAAACAUUGUGGUAUACCAAUAUAUCAUGAUGUCUGAAAUAAGGAUGUAACUAUGGAGAGGAAACUGCUACUACUUAGGGGUCUAAAUUGUUGGGGGUUUUUUACUUCCCUUUAACAUAUUGUUACAACUGUUAUUUUAUAGUACAGAGCAACAGGGACAGAAGGAAUCAUGAGAGAAGUGAUGUCUGACUUCACAAUUUUUGCAAAAUUGUGCAAAAAAAUCACAAUUUUUUACACAGCACAUGCACACAUUGUGAUUUGCAAUAUAUCACCGUGCUAAAUAUUAUGAAAUUCCUCUUACCAUGGCGUGAUGUUAAAACUGAUUUUUGACACCGUUUGACAUUGCUCUAGUGUGCUUCUCUGUGUUCUAUGCAAAAAACAUGAUUCAGGAAAUACCAGAAGCCAGCCAGUGUCUCUACAGAGUUCCAUCCUUAUUUCAGACAUUGUGAUCUAUCAGUAUACAGUGGUACCUCGGGUUAAGAACUUAAUUCGUUCCGGAGGUCCGUUCUUAACCUGAAACUGUUCUUAACCUGAAGCACCACUUUAGCUAAUGUGGCCUCCUGCUGCCGCUGCGCCACCGGAGCACGAUUUCUGUUCUUAUCCUGAAGCAAAGUUCUUAACCUGAAGCACUAUUUCUGGCUUAGCGGAGUCUGUAACCUGAAGUGUAUGUAACCUGAGGUACCACUGUAUCAUGAUGUUUAGCUGGUGAUAUAUCGCGAUGUUGAAAGCUGGAAAUUGCCCCGCCCUACCUGGGAGUAACUAGGUAUGCAGACGUGGGUGGCGCUGUGGGCUUGCCGAUCGGAAGGUCAGCAGUUUGAAUCCCCGCGGCGGGGUGAGCUCCCGUUGCUCAGUCCCUCCUCCUGCCAACCUAGCAGUUCGAAAGCACGCAAGUGCAAGUAGAUAAAUAGGUACUGCUCCAACGGGAAGGUAAACGGCGUUUCCGUGCGCUGCUCUGGUUUCGCCAGAAGUGGCUUAGUCAUGCUGGCCACAUGACCCGGAAGCUGUACGCCGGCUCCCUCGGCCAGUAAAGCGAGAUGAGCGCCGCAACCCCCAAGUCGGCCACGACGGGACCUAAUGGUCAGGGGUCCCUUUACCUUUAUCUGGGAUUAAAUCCCAUUGAAGUGAAUUCAAUGGAGCUUAUUUUUGAGUAGACACAUACAGCACUUUUUCCCUUUAAAAAUGUUUAGGGGUACUCUCAUUUUGACUCAAGAAAAUCACCAUUUUAUAGUUCAAAUCAGGAAAAGUAAAUACAGCAAAUGGACAAAAGUACAAAGAUUCACAAAAUGUUUAGGGGGAUGCGCACCCCUGCGUCCCCCAGAAAAAAGCACUGGACACGUAUAGACUGCAGUGUUCAUCGCUUUAACAGCCGAGGGUUGCUGUUGUUUCUGCAGCUUCAAUAAAAGACUUCAUUAAAAAGGGAAAAGGCAAACAAAACUGGUCCUUGUAAGAAAAAAAAGAUUCAUUCCACAAUGAUAACAUCUCUAACCCAAGAGAAUGACUACAGCAUCAAGGCAGUGACCAGUAGUCUCCAGGGGUAAGGUAUAAAUUCAAUAAUUUCUCACCACCCACACCUCGGACUGUAUGUGUCAUAGCAUCACUUUCAUGUGAUCAGAUUGACCUAUGAGCAUCCUUAAGGUAGCAAACUCACUGGGUUCAUCAAAAGCAUCCAGUUUAAGAGCCACAGAAAGGCAGAGAGCUUCUGAACAGGCCAAAAUCUUCAGCAAAGCUCCCUUCCUGUGCUCCCUUAGUGAACCCCUAGGUAGUUUUCAUUGUCCUUAAAAAGGUUCAUAUUAUAGCUAGGGAUGGCUGAAUCGGUCAGUUUGGGUAUCUCUUAGUUUCUCAUUUUCCCAAUUUUAACUUGCUUUCCUUUUUAAAUAUAUAACCCUCAUGAAAUUCCACCAGCAUUUGGGUCAGGGGUCAGCAACCCGCGGCUCCGGAGCCGCAUGUGGCUCUUUUACACCUUUGCCGCGGCUCCGGGGCGGAUACUAGCGAGGGGAGGAGGCGCAUUGUGCGCCCCAACACUCCCCACUGUGGCGGGCGCUGUACUGGCUGUGACGUCGCAUGGGGGCGGUGCGUGCGUUAGUCACGCACCGUCCCGACGUCACCUUCCCGCCCACUGUCAGAUCGCGGCUCCGGAGAUAUAUUUGUUUUAAAUGUCGCAAUGGUUUUGCGGCUCCCGGUUUUUUUUUCUUCGGAAACGGGUCCAAGUGGCUCUUUUUGUCUUAAAGGUUGCAGACCCCUGAUUUGGGUUCAGAUUUCUCCUGAUACAGUAUACACAUUUGGCAGGCAAUUUUGCCCGAAUACAAUGCAUUUUUGUUUGUUAUCCUCUUUAUUAUGCUCUUUUUGUGCACAUUUCUUCUAACAGUCACAUUUUUGUAGGCAAAUUUCUUUUUUUUUUAUAAGAUAUUUAUUAUGACUUUCAAUGUUUUACAAAACACACAAAAAUAAAGAAAGAAAAAAACCAAGAAAAAAUACAAAGUAAAAAUAUUUAAAAACAAUUCUUUCCUUCCAUUACUUGACCUUCAUUUGCUUAUUUCCAGGACCUCCUCACACCUUCCUUUUUUGUAUUCCAGUUCAGUUAUUUUGUUCAGCACAUCCCUCCCCUCUUUUAGUAUCCUAAUCAUUAAUCAUAAAAAUAUUGUAAUUUUAGAUUUUUACAUAUUACAUAAUAAACCCUUUUUUUCAUCUUCCCUUGUAACCUUUCAGCUAAAGACCACUUAGUUUCUAUCCAACAUCAUUCUAACAUUCAUUAAUUUUACAAUAUUUCUGUAGAUAAUCUUUAAACUUUUUCCAAUCUUCCUCCAUCGACUCUUCUCCCUGGUCUCGGAUUCUGCCAGUCAUUUCCGCCAGUUCCAUAUAGUCCAUCACCUUCAUCUGCCAUUCUUCCAAGGUGGGUAGAUCUUGUGUCUUUUUGUAGGCAAAUUUCAGAGACGUGUGAAUUUCGCAAGGUAGCUGGGGUUUCGGUUCACAUUUCGUUUCGGGAAGCGUGAAUCUAGUAGGGAACCAAACUGAUCUUCUCCCCCAUCAUCCCUCAUGUGCAGGAUGGAUAGUAGCUAUUCACAUUUUCCAUGUUCUGUAGAAAGCCACUUCCGACAUCAGGAGGAGGUGGGGUUGCGGGCUCACGCCCCCAACGCGCACGCGGGCUGGUUUCUAGCCCCGCGCGGUCAGGGAAUCCUCUGGCCACGUCAUCCCCUGAGCCAGCCAAUCGACUGGCUCAGGGUGUUAAGUUGUGGGUGAACAUAUCAGACGACACAGCGAUUCUUCAAACAGCUCUUGUUUAUUCACAGGCCAGAACAGAACUGAACUGAAGGGUUCAGGCAGCCUGCUUAUAUAGAGCGCCAGUACAAUGUAACUGUAACAAUUUUCUAAAACUAUCCAAUCACUGAACGUCACUUUCGAUCCCUUAUUUGCAUAACUAUCUACAGUAUCCCCCUGCUGGCCCAGGGUGAGAACUUCAGUACAUAACACCGGGGGUGUGGCUUGCCGCACUUAAGGCAGGCGCGGCCCCGGGAUCUCCCUCUUUGGUCCGCGCAGCUGAUGUGGUUUCCCACCCACCCUUUAAGGUUUCCCUUCCGACCUUGCUAUGGACCUCAGUUGGUCGCCGUCAAGGGGCCUGGUAGGAGUUUUUUCCACUUGGCAAAUUGGCACGGGCCAUUUGGUUUUUCGCCUACCUCGUAGCAAAUCGUCACAACUCAUUGGUUUUGGCGGUUAGGCAUUGGUAGAGGUAUUGUUAUGUAGAUGUGUUGGGGGGAGGAGCGCCAUCACCUCCCCCACAUAUUGAAUGGUAGUCCGGUAAAGGAUUCCAGGGGGCAUUGUCUCGUCCAAAGCCUAUGGAGGUCAGGGCCUAAAGCAUGCCCCCGUUCGGUGACCCCGGGGGAGUCCCUAGUUGAUGUGCAUCAGCAGGGCUCCCCCUGCUGGUGUUAACCCUUCCCAGUUUCCAAGCUAACAGGCUGAAGCCGGAUAGCCUGAUAGGACCAAUGCCUGUAACCAAUAAAGUUGUGGCCAGUUUUAGCCCAUUGACCUUAAAUAAUUGUUUCCUGUGGCUUUAUUCAUACUGGGGGGAGGUGGGAACUCACCAUGCAAAUCCUGCACAUAGACUCAUAGACUUAUGGAGUUGGGAGGGACCAUGAGGGUCAUCUGGUCCAACCCCGCAAUGCAGGAAUCUUUUGCCCAGCAUGGGGCUCGAACCCACGACCUUGAGAUGAAGAGUCUCAUGCUCUACCAACUGGGCUAUACGCACUAGCUGUUUGAAGGGUUUGGCCAGUUUGGCACUGCAGUUCCACAUGCUGUUCUACCAGGCCUCCUGUGAACUGCAGAGAGCUGUACGUUCUGAAACUUUUAAUGCUAAUCAUGGGAUUUUAUGGUAUUGUAUAUUAUUGUGUUUUUUACCCCAUACGUACCCAGGAAUGCUCUCUAUAAUAAGAAUCCCCACGAGGGCACAGACUUAAGAGACUGAAACCUGAUACUGAUACAAACAGUCUGGAAAUUAAAAGGCAUGAGUUAUGAAGCCACAUUCUGGAGCCUUGAGGUCAUCCCCACCUCAUUGUCUCAGCUCUUUUUCUGCAAAGCAUCUUGGCUGCCAGGCUUUUGUUUCCUUACAGGAAGAUGACUACAUCCCUGUCCUUGCCUCGUGGCCUUCGCAGUUUAUAAAAAGCUCUCCUACUGAUGCUUUGCAAUAUGAGAGAGUUAUAACGGCUUCUUAACAAUAACUACCAUGCUCAUUUUGUCCUUUUCCCUCCAACCCUGGAUUUUGCCUUUUAAGGUGCAGCAAGUUUAUUUUUUUAAUUAUUUAAAUUUUUAUCAGUGGCCAUCAGGAAGACAUGUUUGUAUAGAUGCAAUUCACACACACACACGCAAAUAAAUAGCUCCUGCUCAGCUGUGUGUCAGCCACUUUUUAUGUCAAAUCUUUUUAAAGUUUUACACUGCAAAUUUAAAUUCAGAUAUUAAGCAUCAAUAUCAUCAUUUAGGGUUCCCCGAAUCCUUCGACUCCCCUCCACCCUUCCAUGAUUAUCAUUAUUAAUCUUUUUCCAACUGCUUCUCUUAUUUUCUCUAUUUUUCUUAAAUAAUCCAAUUUUUACCAUAAUUCUUAGUACAUUACAAGCGUUACUCAAAUCCUGGUGUGUCAGCCACUUUUAAAGCUGUUGUUAUCCCAAUCCCAAAGAAGGGCAGUGCCAAAGAAUGCUCCAACUACUGCACAAUUGCACUCAUUUCACACGCUAGCAAGGUUAUGCUUAAAAUUCUACAAGGCAGGCUCAAGCAGUAUGUGGACCGAGAACUCCCAGAAGUGCAAGCUGGAUUUAGAAGAGGCAGAGGAACCAGAGACCAAAUUGCAAACAUGCACUGGAUUAUGGAGAAAGCUAGAGAGUUCCAGAAAGAAAUCUACUUCUACUUCAUUGACUAUGCAAAAGCCUUUGACUGUGUCGACCACAGCAAACUAUGGCGAGUUCUUAAAGAAAUGGGAGUGCCUGAUCACCUCAUCUGUCUCCUGAGAAAUCUCUAUGUGGCACAAGAAGCUACAGUUAGAACUGGAUAUAGAACAACUGAUUGGUUCAAAAUUGGGAAAGGAGUACGACAAGGCUGUAUAUUGUCUCCCUGCUUAUUUAACUUAUAUGCAGAAUUCAUCAUGCGAAAGGCUGGGCUGGAUGAAUCCCAAGCCAGAAUUAAGAUUGCCGGAAGAAAUAUCAACAACCUCAGAUAUGCAGAUGAUACAACCUUGAUGGCAGAAAGUGAGGAGGAAUUAAAGAACCUUUUAAUGAGGGUGAAAGAGGAGAGCGCAAAAUAUGGUUUGAAGCUCAACAUCAAAAAAAUGAAGAUCAUGGCCACUGGUCCCAUCACCUCCUGGCAAGUAGAAGGGGAAGAAAUGGAGGCAGUGAGAGAUUUUACCGUAUUUUUCGCCCUAUAGGACGCACUUUUUCCCCUCCAAAAAUGAAGGGGAAAUGUGUGUGCGUCCUAUGGGGCGAAUGCAGGCUUUCGCUGAAACCUGGAGAGCGAGAGGGGUCGGUGCGCACCGACCCCUCUCCCUCUCCAGGCUUCAGGAAGCUAUCCGCAAGCCGUGGGAGCCUGCAGGAGUUCCCCCGGGCUCCCCCGGCUUGCGCAGCACUGCCUCUUAUCCCGAAGCUACCCGAAGCGACUGCUGAGCCUCGCACCUUGGGGGGGAAAUAAAUUUUUUUUUCUUUAUUUCCCCUCCAAAAAACUAGGUGCGCCUUAUGGGCCGGUGCGCCCUAUGGGGCGAAAAAUACGGUACUUUCUUGGGCUCCAUGAUCACUGCAGAUGGUGACAGCCGUCACAAAAUUAAAAGACGCCUGCUUCUUGGGAGAAAAGCAAUGACAAACCUAGAUAGCAUCUUAAAAAGCAGAGACAUCACCUUGCCAGCAAAGGUCUGUAUAGUUAAAGCUAUGGUUUCCCCUGUAGUGAUGUAUGGAAGUGAGAGCUGGACCAUCAAGAAGGCUGAUCACCAAAGAAUUGAUGCAUUUGAAUUAUGGUGCUGGAGGAAACUCUUGAGAGUCCCAUGGACUGCAAGAAGAACAAACCUCUCCAUUCUGAAGGAAAUCAGCCCUGAGUGCUCAUUGGAAGGACAGAUCCUGAAGCUGAGGCUCCAAUACUUUGGCCACCUCAUGAGAAGAGAAGACUCCCUAGAAAAGACCCUGAUGUUGGGAAAGAUGGAAGGCACAAGGAGAAGGGGACGACAGAGGACGAGAUGGUUGGACAGUGUUCUCGAAGCUACCAGCAUGAGUUUGACCAAACUGCAGGAGGCAGUGGAAGACAGGAGUGCCUGGCGUGCUCUGGUCCAUGGGGUCACGAAGAGUUAGACAUGACUAAAUAACUAAACAACAACAACAUCUUAUCCUAAUUUACAAAGCCCCUACAAAGGUAGCCUCCAUAUUGCAAGUGGGUUAUGCAGUCAGAGCAUUACCCAGUUCUGAAUUCUCUGGUGGGAUAACUUUGGUGACAUUCACAGGAAGAACAAUUUCACGCAGAUUCCCAUGUGAAAGAGGUGAAGCAAUGUUGCGUAUAACCAAUUUGAGCCUAAGUCUCACAGGUGGUAAACCUGAAGAGACUUCGCACUUCAGAUUUCUGGAGUGGGAGGCAAGCAGGGCACAAUGGAUGGAUCACUCAGGAAAAAUACGUUAUUACACUUGAGAAAUAAAGCAUAUCAAGAGAAGACUAGGCUAGACCCAUUCUUGGUGUCAGGUCUUCCCUAUAUUCUUAACCAAAUCCCUUCCAUGGGUCCUAUUGUCAACAUUUCCAGCCGCAUAUUGUUUCGUAGUCUAUGUUUUUUAUCUGUCCAUGUUAUCCAUGGUAUUUGUUACAUUACAAGUGAGAUUAAAAUCCUGCUAAUGUUUUCAUCUGCUUACAGUGGUCUCCUAAAUAAAUUAUAACCCCCCCAUUCUUUAUUGAAUUUCUUGGUCUUUGAGUUUCCCGGUCAGUUUUGGCAUUUCAGCUUAGUCUAACAGCUUAACUUGCCAUUCCUCUCUGGUAGCGACUCUUUCUUCUUUCCACCUCUGGGCUAAUAGCAUAUGUGCUGCUGUUGUGGCAUACAUAAAAAGUCUUUUCAGUUCCUUUGGAAUGAAGGGGGCUCUUUGCUCCUGCGGUACAACACCUGUCUGGUCACAGUGUACAUAGGAUGUCACUAGCUUGUUAAGGUAGGAUGCACCUACCGAUCUAAUCCUCGUGUCAGAUUUUCCUAUUAAAGGCCUAAGAGUCCCACACAACCCCAGACUACCUCUUAGAUUCAGAGAAGGUAUUGUGGGACCCUUGCCAGUAGGGCUUCGAGUUCCUUCUGAACACUCAAGCUUUCUCUAACUACAGUACUUUAGCCAGUGUGGUGUAGUGGUUAAGAGCGGUGGACUCAUAAUCUGGUGAACCGGGUUCGAUUCCCCGCUCCUCCACAUGCAGCUGCUGGGUGACCUUGGGCUAGUCACACUUCUCUGAAGUCUCUCAGCCCCACUCACCUCACAGAGUGUUUGUUGUGGGGGAGGAAGGGAAAGGAGAAUGUUAGCCGCUUUGAGACUCCUUCGGGUAGUGAUAAAGCGGGAUAUCAAAUCCAAACUCUUCUUCCAUGGGGCUUCUCUACUUAAACCCUUUGGCAUUCCUCAAAGCAUAGUGGUUCCCUUCCACUCUUUUCUUCCUGGCUCAUUGCUGGACUUACCAACCCAGGACUCCUUUCUUAUUCUCUCUUGCUCUCGGGCUUCCCUCGCAGCCCCCUCCUCUUUCUCUGCUAUCCUUCUCCCCCUUUCUCAUCCAUCUGUAAAUCCUUCCCCAGUCCUUUGGUCUGUGCACCAUCUCCCUAGGACCUCUCCUUUACUCUCCCGCAUCCUGCCUUUUCUGCAGCUGCUACGAGCAUCUCUGUAAUGCUCCACAGCUGCUGCUGCUGUCCUGUUGCUUCAGUUCCAGCCCACCUGUGUCUUCCAUACAGCGAGCUGGGAGAAGAGCCAUUUGGGCCGCAGCCGCAGCCUCCUUGUUCUCCGGACACCUGGUUUAAUAGCAUGAAUUCUAAAAUCAGCUGGCUUAUCAGGUUUUAGUGUCACUGAACGCCUCCCUUCCAAUAAAAUUUAUGGGAAGCUGUUCUCCCUGUCAUUAUUUGAUUCAAGUAAAUUGACCAAAUCAUGCAUUUAUGUAUAUUUAUAUGUUUUAUAAAACGCUGCUACAAAUUUACUGGGUUUUGUUGUUUUUCCGUUUCUGGAUAAUGACCUAACCUUCAUCAUAUUAUGGGUGCAUUUAAUAUUUUGCUGUGCUUAUUGUUUUUGGGUUUAUGCCUACUUUUUCAUAUAAUUAUCAACAUCCUUGGUGUCUGGUUUGGGGAUUUAGAUACAUUUCCAAAAUAUUGAGUGAAGAAGUCUGCCAUUUGCUCCAAAUUACGAAAUCUCCCCAUAUCAUGGCUGAUUACUGAUAUUCUGUUUCUGGUAAUGCACUUUUCCAGACAACAAGCUGAUAGUUUUGAUUGCCGAACACAUAAUACCAUUGUUUGAUGUAUAGUAAUUGAACCGUAAUUUUAUCUAGAUGCAGUGACUUCAAUUCUUUUCUUUUAGCAACUGAGUCAUUCUAUACCAUUUUCAUUCUUCCAGUUCUGUGUUUGUUCUAAAUCUUUUAUUUGUUCCACAA
Messenger RNA from Podarcis lilfordi (Lilford's wall lizard), 9793 nucleotides. The record is from the annotation of a GenBank genome assembly. NCBI's taxonomy places the organism in Eukaryota, Metazoa, Chordata, Lepidosauria, Squamata, Lacertidae.